UUUGCAUCUCAGAAACAUCAUCUUUCUUUCCAAGAAAGCAAAAGCAAACCAGAUUCCCAGCGCCAUGGCUUGCUGUGCUCCCUGCCGCUGCAGCGUCCCCACCGGCCCCGCCACCACCAUCUGCUCUUCUGAUAAACUCUGCCGGUGUGGAGUCUGCCUGCCCAGCACCUGCCCACACACUGUUUGGUUACUGGAGCCAACCUGCUGUGACAACUGCCCCCCACCCUGCCACGUUCCUCAGCCCUGCGUGCCCACCUGCUUCCUGCUCAACUCCUCCCAGCCCACCCCAGGCCUGGAGACCCUCAACCUCACAACCUUCACCCAGCCCACCUGUGAGCCCUGCAUCCCGAGAUGCUGCUGACCGAUGGCUGCUUUGCUCAGUGCCUGACACUGAAGACCCCAGAAGCUAUCUAUUCAGUAUUCACUUGCCUCAGUAGUUCAUCAGAUGUUGAGGCCCAGAUGGCCCAGAUACGGACAACCUACCUUUCAUUUUAAUGGAAAGAAAAUCAAGAAAUUUUGGUUGAAUAACCGUUUGGUUCAUGUGGGCAGAUGAAUGUCAUCUAUUAUCAAAAUACCAUUGAAAUCUUUAAGACCUUAGACUAUAUUUUCUUGGUCAUGUUGCUUCUUGGAUCCCAUUUCUUGUAUUGGGUAUUUUCAUAGAGGAAAAAAUUUCUUGAUGAGUUUUCCAAUAAACUUAUUUCUCUGGCAA
Ceratotherium simum simum (southern white rhinoceros) is the source of this 709-nucleotide messenger RNA. Its product is annotated as keratin-associated protein 3-3. NCBI's taxonomy places the organism in Eukaryota, Metazoa, Chordata, Mammalia, Perissodactyla, Rhinocerotidae. Gene Ontology annotation, cellular component: keratin filament. The record is from RefSeq and is a predicted model, not a curated record. Gene Ontology annotation, molecular function: structural molecule activity.